Molecule: messenger RNA, 798 nt
Organism: Procambarus clarkii (red swamp crayfish)
Lineage: Eukaryota; Metazoa; Arthropoda; Malacostraca; Decapoda; Cambaridae
Source: RefSeq, a predicted model, not a curated record
AUGGAGAUUGAAUUAUUUUGUAAUAAUUUGUUGUUAUUCCUGCAGAUGAGGAUGGGCGGGAAGACUGUGUUGCUGGUGGUGGCGGCCCUGACGGUGCACAUCCUGCACGCCCACGCUGAUAUUAAUGCUGACGCACAAGCAGUUGUAACAGCAAUGUCAACCACUGAUGCUUCGGUUGCAGUGGAACUCAUUAAGAAAAACCCAGCUCUAGCUUUACGGACUGAAUCCUCCACUAGUCUAACGCUGUUGGUUUAUGCCUGCCAACUUGGAAUACCAUCUGUUGUGCAGACACUUGUUGAUUUUGGCGCCAACAUCGAAGUUAGACUUCCUAAUAUACUUACCACACCACUGGAAGUUGCUGUCUACGAAUCUUGUUGCAUAGAUUGUAUUAAUACAUUGAUCAAAGCUGGGAGUAAUGUCAACGUUCAAGAUGUGCGUGGAUUAACUGCCUUAAUGUAUGGUGCUGAUGGGGCAUGCGAGAGUGCGGUACCACUCCUCAUGGAGGCUGGAGCGAAUAUAAACCUCGCAGAUAUUCACGGGCUGACUGUAGUUAUGCAAAUGAAACAAUAUGGGUCUUCAGUACUCUCCGUCCUCUUGGCCUACUGCCCUGACCUCACACUCACAGACAAAAUGGGUGAGUUUUCGUUUUGUUUAUUCAAUACUAGACUAGAAGGGGUUCCUGGCUGGGCCCAGCUUUUCUUAUCCUUGUCACUUCCUCGCCCCCCCCCUUCUUCCCCUCUUUUUCCACCCUCUCCCAUUCUUUCAGAAAAUUUUUUAUUAUAAAGACCAGUAACUCCA